Molecule: messenger RNA, 818 nt
Organism: Eimeria acervulina
Lineage: Eukaryota; Apicomplexa; Conoidasida; Eucoccidiorida; Eimeriidae
Exons: 3
Biological process (GO): superoxide metabolic process
Molecular function (GO): metal ion binding
Source: RefSeq, a predicted model, not a curated record
GGUGUAUAAGCGUAGGAAUAAUAGAUUUAAGAGAAGCUCAAGUGUCUGUGGUGCUGUUUAAAGAGGGUUUUCUAUCAAGAGUUAGAGUAGAUAAGGCUGCACUUGGCCCUUUUAUUCAUAACAGUUGUGCUGGGAAUCUAAUACCUUUAUCAAUUCAUCAGCACGAGAAGAGAAGCCGGCAUAUUACUAAAAGUACUCUCAAUAUUAAUAGAAUCUGUGAUGAAGAAAAUACCGGUGGACAUCAUGACCCCGGCUUUGCAUGCGGCCCCACAGGAGCUACUGCAUGCAAAAGAUUAAAUAUCAAUCCCUCUUCGGCCCUUGAGGGUACUAAGUGGUACACCGGGAAGUAUAACUGCUGCCCUGAGGUGUAUGCUGAGAUGCCGUUUGCGUGUCAUGCUGGAGACUUCACAGGAAAAUUUGGACAGGGUAAAAAUGCAUCGCCUGAUGAGAAUAUACCUGACUACCGCUUAUUGUCUCUUGAUCUGCAUGCAGACAAUCCGUGUGUCGCUGUUGAUAAACAACAGGCUCUUGUUCUUCACUGCCAUUCGACAAAUUUUCGCUUGGCUUGCGGCCCCUUUGAACGUCUGGAGACAGCCGGCAGCCGCAUGCAGCAGCUGCUUAGAGAAGUAAUAAAGACAGCAGUAUUAGCUGUACCUCAUUCACCUUCAGAAGAGUCGCUGCUUGCUUCUCUUAUACUUGUCUCUGAAAUAGAAAGACGCGUUGCUCUGUUAGAGAGAGCAGCAAAAUCUAAUACAAACCCUCACAGACCUGCGGAUACACCUGAACAAACGGAAGACACGUGGGGCCUAGAAGAAUAA